Messenger RNA from Indicator indicator, 573 nucleotides. Its product is annotated as cytochrome b-245 chaperone 1. The transcript is spliced from 6 exons. Lineage: Eukaryota; Metazoa; Chordata; Aves; Piciformes; Indicatoridae. The record is from RefSeq and is a predicted model, not a curated record. The coding region runs from base 1 to 573 and encodes 190 amino acids.
AUGUACAUGUUGGUUGAAAACCGCACCAGGUCUUAUCUUCAUCUGAAGAGGUCCCCUGGCAUCCGAUCUUGGUCUCUCUUUGUUGGAAUAGCCUCCAUAGGCUUGGCUGCUGCUUAUUACAGUGCAGACAGCUUGGCAUGGAAACUCUUCUAUAUGGCUGGAUGUUUCUUUGUGGCAGCACAGAAUCUGGAGCAGUGGGAGGAAGCUGUGUUUGAUAAGAACAAGGGAACAAUCUGCCUAAAGACAUUCAGUCUUUACAAAAAAAUCCUGACCUUCUCAAAAGGAGGCAAUGAACAAGUAGUGGCUCUGCUGAAUGAGAUCAGAGAUGUGAACGUGGAAGAGGAGACUGUGCGGUACUUCGGGAAGGGUUACUUGGUGGUGCUGCGAUUCAUCACUGGCUUUUCACACCCACUGACUCAGAGUGCAGUGCUGGGCUGCAGAAGUGAUGUGGAAGCAGUUGCCAAACUCAUCAUGAAUUUUCUGGAACUGGACAGAGUAGAGAGCCCACAAGAUUUCUCUCAGAGCAGCGAAACAGAGGCUAGUGAUGCAGAUGAACCGCAGGACAAAUACUAA